Molecule: messenger RNA, 1777 nt
Organism: Drosophila kikkawai
Lineage: Eukaryota; Metazoa; Arthropoda; Insecta; Diptera; Drosophilidae
Source: RefSeq, a predicted model, not a curated record
GACACACAGCCGGCUCAACAGUUCAAAGGAGACCAUGGCCUGGUUGAUCAUCCUACUUCUCCUCAGUCUUCGACUGACAAGAGCCGAGUUUCCAGAAAUAUCCAAUAAAAGCAAACCAGACCUGGAAGAAGGCCUGCUACAUCUUCUUCUGAGACUGCGACAAGAAGAGUUCUUUGACACCCUGCUCAUUUAUGGAAAGGAUUGUGUUUUUCAUCAACUAACAAAAAGCUUGGAGUUAUCCACAGUUCUGGUAUCAUCGGGUAGCACCAACUUUGAUUGGAACUUUAGCAGCCUGACACUAAUACUCAGCUGUAGACUCGAAGCGGAAAAAGAAAUGACCUAUCGCACUCUGAUGAAGCUACAAAGAAACAGGCAUUUGAUUUAUAUAAAUAAGGAUAUUCAAGCCAAAUCUGUGUGUGAUCUUUAUGCCAAAAAAGAGCAACAUAAUAUAGCUUUUGUUAAGAAAGACUUUAUUCAGUCCAAAAUCAUCACGGCCUGUCGCUGCUUUCAAGAACCCAACUUUCAGGAAGUAAGUUUACAAGAAAGUUAUCCAAUUUAUAUAGAAAACUUUCAUGAUAUACACAGACAACCUUUAAGAAUAAUGACAGACCUAGUGGCUCCCAGAUCCAUGGUGUAUCAGGAUCCAAAAACCGGUCAAACCAAGAUGAUUGGCUAUGUGGCCAAUCUGAUCAACAACUUUGCUCACAAGAUAAAUGCCAGUUUGGAGGUAAAAAGCCUGAGCAGUAAUGAAAGCUUUAGAAAUAUCAUAAAGUGGAUAAAGGCAGAUCAAAUUGACAUGGCCAUGACUCUGGAAGCCUCUGUGCAUGCCACAAACUUUGAUACGGCCAGCUAUCCCUAUGUUUUGACUUCCUACUGCCUGAUGCUGCCAGUUCCAGCCAAGGUGCCUUACAAUUUGGUUUAUGCGGUUAUAGUGGAUCAUCUGGUACUUGGCAUACUCGUCCUUUUGUUCGUGGUACUAUCGCUGCUACUGAUAUACAGCAAGAAUAUGUCCUGGCAGGGCCUGAGCCUGGCCGAUGUCCUGCUGAAUGAUGUUAGUCUACGUGGAAUCUUGGGACAAUCGUUUCCUUUUCCCUCCAACCCGAGCAAACAGUUGAGGUUGAUCUUCAUUAUUUUAUGCUUCGCCAGCGUCAUGCUGACCACCAUGUAUGAGGCCUAUUUGCAGUCCUUCUUCACGCAUCCCCCAUCUGAAGCCUAUAUACGCUCUUUUGAGGACAUAAACGAGUUCCACCAAAUGAUUGCCAUCACUACAUUUAAGAUGAAUGAACUCAACAAUAUCAAUAAUAGACACUUUAAAACAAUAAGCAAAGACAACCUUAAGAUCUUUGAAAACUGGCAUGAUUAUCUAGAUCUGCGCAAUGCCUUCAACCGAAGCUAUGGUUAUUUGGUGACGGAAGAUAGAUGGAACACAUAUGCAGAACAGCAAAAGAACUUCAAGGACACACUCUUCUACUUCUCCAAGGACCUGUGCUUCUCCCGCCUGCUUUUUCUAAACAUUCCUCUACGCCGACACCUGCCCUAUCGUCACCUCUUCGAGGAGCACAUGCUGCGCCAGCACGAGGUGGGCUUGGUGAGUUUCUGGAAGAGCCGGAGUUUCUUCGACAUGGUGCGACUGGACAUAACGACUUUGGAGGAUCUAAGUCGGCCAAAACCAUAUGAGCCGAGUCUUCUUUUGCUGGAUGUCUCCUGGAUAAUGAAACUCUAUUUGGCGGCGAUGGUAGUCAGCAUUGUGUGCUUUAUUUUAGAAAUUUUAAAAUAA